Messenger RNA from Nezara viridula (southern green stink bug), 297 nucleotides. The record is from the annotation of a GenBank genome assembly. Lineage: Eukaryota; Metazoa; Arthropoda; Insecta; Hemiptera; Pentatomidae.
AUGUCCCGUAAGGAAUUGUGGCACCCAAUAAUGGUGGGAAGCGAACUGAUAUUCCUGCUGGCGGGAUCCGGGCUAGGACUGUACUACAGGCGAAUGGCGGAGCGUUGGCACCGCGCCACGCUGGCCGACACGAGGGCCUGCAUCGAGUCCAGGAUUCGCCUCGAGACCGAGCGCGAGCAGCAGGAGCAGCUCCUCCUCAGCGUCAUCCCGGCCUACAUAGCCGCAGAGAUCACUAUAGAUCCCGAGAAUGAUCGAGUGUCUCCGAAAGUAGAUGGAAGUGACCGAAUCGUCUGGUAA